CUCAAAUUUUCAAAGAGGAGGGGUUUAUAGGGUUUAAAGCUGGCAUAAGAGCGCAUUCCCGGAUCUUCAAUCUUCACUGAAACCCCACUGCUUCAUUUCCCGCUAUAGUGGCCCUAAGGGAACGCACCUAUCUUUCCGCGUUCUUCUUCCAGCUUUAGGGUUUCACCGGCGACUGGCGAAAAAAUGGUGUCUCCGAAGCAGCUCCUAGGCACCAUCGAAUCAGCGCUUCUUGGCGCUUCGUCUCCGACGGCGGCGCAACGCGUAGAACUCUUGCACGCUCUUCGCACUUCCGUCAUCUCCUUCCAGUCCCUUCUCUCCUAUCCACCCCCAAAACCCUCUGAUCGAAGCCAAGUUCAGUCAAAGUCUGUCAGGCUGCCUAAUUCUUCUCCUAUUUCACUUGACGACCAGGAUGUGCACAUUGCGCUCAAGUUGAGUGAUGAUCUCCAUCUCAAUGAAGUAGAUUGUGUUCGUUUGCUUGUAUCAGCUAAUCAAGAGUGGGGAUUAAUGGGAAGGGAACCACUGGAAAUUUUACGGCUUGCGGCAGGACUCUGGUAUACAGAGAGAAGAGAUUUGAUAACAUCCCUCCAUUUGCUCUUAAGGGCUGUGGUGCUAGAUCAGGGACUGCAAGAUGAUAUAUUGGUAGACAUUCAGAAGUAUCUAGAAGAUCUUAUCAUUUCAGGACUUAGGCAGCGGUUAAUUUCUCUUAUCAAGGAACUCAAUAGAGAAGAACCUUCUGGUUUGGGUGGUCUUCAGUGUGAGCGCUUUAUUAUUGAUUCAAGAGGUUCUCUUGUGGAGAGGCAGGCAGUGGUCUCUAGAGAAAGACUUAUUCUUGGGCAUUGUCUUGUCCUUUCGAUUCUAGUUGUUCGGACAAGUCCAAAGGAUAUUAAAGAUAUUUUUUCUGUUUUGAAAGAUAAUGCUUCUGAAGUUAGUGAGAGCAAUACCAUUGUCAAACAUCAGAUUACCUUUUGUCUUCUCUUUGCCCUUGUGAUUGCGUUUGUUUCAGAUGGUUUGAGUACAGUGCCUGAUAAAGCAUCUGUCCUUUCUUCAAAUACUUCCUUCAAACACGAAUUUCAUGAGCUUGUAAUGGCUGCUGGAAAUGAUCCAAUUGUUGAGGGAUUUGUUGGUGGCGUAAGGCUUGCUUGGGCGGUAUAUUUAAUAUUAAUACAAGAUGGUGCUGUAACAAGAGAGACUAUUUCAAGUGGGUCAUCAAACGAACUGGGUUAUCUUAGUCAAUGCUUGGAAGUCAUUUUCUCAAAUAAUGUUUUUCAGUUUUUACUUGAUAAAGUUCUUCGUACUGCUGCUUACCAGACGGAGGAUGAAGAUAUGGUCUACAUGUACAAUGCUUAUCUGCACAAACUGAUUACCUGCUUUUUGUCUAACCCUCUAGCAAGAGACAAGAUAAAAGAAACGAAGGAGCGAUCUAUGAGUGUGCUUAGUACAUACCGAGUUGUUGGAUCUCAUGAUUUUGCACAAGACACUAAUUCAAGUUCUCUUCAUGGCCCUUUGCCAUUUAAUUCAAUCUUGGACUUUGUGAGCGAUAUUUAUCAGAAAGAACCAGAACUCUUGUCUGGCAAUGAUGUAUUGUGGACAUUUGCAAAUUUUGCUGGAGAGGACCAUACAAAUUUCCACACGCUUGUGGCAUUCUUGAAUAUGCUGAGCACCUUGGCUUGCAGUCAAGAAGGUGCUUCAAAGGUUUAUGAGUUGCUGCAAGGUAAAGCAUUUCGCUCAAUUGGAUGGAGCACUUUAUUUGAAUGCUUAACAAUUUAUGACGAGAAAUUCAAACAAUCUCUUCAAACUGCUGGAGCUAUGUGGCCUGAAAUUCAGGAGGGGGAUGCUAAAGCUCUUGUGGCAUACUUAAAUGUUCUGAAGAAGGUUGUAGAAAACGGGAAUCCAACAGAAAGGAGGACCUGGUUUCCUGAUAUUGAACCACUAUUUAAGCUUCUUAGUUACGAAAAUGUGCCUCCUUAUCUUAAGGGUGCUCUGAGGAAUGCAAUAACCGCUUUUAUUCAGGUUUCUCCAAUACUGAAAGACAGCAUCUGGACCUACCUUGAGCAAUAUGAUCUGCCAGUAGUUGUUGGGCCUGAUAUCCAGAAUAGUCCACAAUCUAUGGGUAGUCAGGUUUAUGACAUGCGAUUUGAAUUGAAUGAAAUUGAAGCAAGAAGAGAACAAUAUCCUUCAACAAUAUCUUUCCUUAAUUUGAUAAAUGCUCUUAUUGCAGAAGAAAGUGAUUUGUCCGACAGAGGGCGAAGAUUUAUUGGAAUCUUUAGGUUCAUCUAUGAUCAUGUUUUUGGGCCAUUUCCUCAAAGAGCCUAUGCGGAUCCUUGCGAAAAGUGGCAGUUGGUUGGUGCCUGCCUUAAACAUUUUCACAUGGUUUUGAGCAUGUAUGGCAUCAAGGAUGAGGACUAUGAGGGUGUAGUUGAUCAGUCGCGACUUACAGCAACUAAGGAAUCAUCACCACUUCAGACGCAGCUCCCAGUCCUAGAGUUGCUCAAAGAUUUCAUGAGUGGAAAAACUGCCUUUCGGAACAUAAUGAGUAUUCUUCUUCCAGGGGUGAAUUCUAUUAUUGCUGAACGCAGCAGUCAAUUAUAUGGGAAGCUUUUAGAGAAUGCAGUGCAGCUUUCCCUUGAAAUUAUAAUCCUUGUCUUUGAUAAGGAUUUACUUCUUUCUGAUUAUUGGCUUCCUCUAUACCAGCCAUUGGACAUUAUACUCUCCCAUGAUCAUAAUCAAAUAGUGGCCCUGUUGGAGUAUGUCAGAUAUGAUUUUCAGCCAAAAGUUCAGCAAUCCUCCAUCAAAAUCAUGAGUAUUUUAAGCUCCCGUAUGGUUGGGCUUGUUCAACUAUUGCUAAAAUGCAAUGCUUCAAACAGCUUGAUAGAAGAUUAUGCAGCGUGCCUUGAGUUACGGUCAGAAGAGUUUCAAAAUCUUGAAAAUAGCAGUGAUGAUCCAGGCAUUCUUAUUAUGCAACUUCUAAUUGACAAUAUCAGUCGGCCAGCUCCAAAUAUCACUCAUUUGCUACUUAAAUUUGAUCUAGAUACUCCAAUUGAACGAACAGUUUUACAGCCUAAAUUUUAUUACAGUUGCUUGAAGGUUAUUCUUGAUAUUCUGGAGGAGCUUUUGAAGCCUGAUGUUAAUGCAUUACUUCACGAGUUUUGUUUUCAGCUCCUUUAUGAAUUGUGUGUAGAUCCAGUAACAUGUGUACCAACAAUGGAUCUGUUGUCAAAUAAAAAGUACCAAUUCUUUGUUAAGCACCUUGAUACAAUUGGGGUAGCUCCGCUUCCUAAAAGGAAUAAUAAUCAGUCGCUUCGUAACAGUUCACUUCAUCAGAGAGCAUGGCUCUUGAAACUCUUAGCUGUUGAACUACACGCUGGUGAUGUUAGUAGCUCCAAUCAUAGAGAAGCAUGUCAGACAAUCCUCUCUUAUCUUUUUUCACAUGGUGUCAACGACGUUGGUGGGGGCCAGACCAUGUAUCCAUUUUUGCGUCAUGAUACUUCUCAAAAUGCUGCUCUAGGAACUGUCAGCAAGAGUAAGGUAUUUGAAUUGCUUGAAAUCAUCCAGUUUAGAUGUCCAGAUUCCACUUCUCAGCUCUCAGAGAUUGUGGGUGGAAUGAAAUAUGACUUGUCGGCGGAAGACAUACUUGGAAAUUCUGGAAAGGAUGGUGUGUACUAUUAUUCUGAGAGAGGUGAUCGGCUAAUUGACCUGGCCGCUUUCCACGACAAACUUUGGCAGAAAUACAAUUCAGCUUACUCCCAGGCAAGCAACAUUGGAAAUGAAGUUGAGCUAAAUAAUGUUCGUGAGACAAUUCAACAGUUGCUUAGAUGGGGUUGGAAAUACAAUAAAAAUCUUGAGGAACAAGCUGCACAACUUCAUAUGUUGACAGCCUGGUCUCAAAUUGUUGAGGUGUCUGCUUCUAGAAGAUUAAUAAUGAUCGAAGAUCGAACUGAAAUUCUUUUCCAGGUCCUUGACGCGUCUCUUAGUGCUUCUGCUUCUCAGGAUUGUUCAUUAAAGAUGGCAUUCAUACUGUCCCAGGUAGCAUUGACAUGCAUGGCUAAGCUGCGAGACGAAAGAUUUUUGUUCCCUGGUAGUCUUAGUUCUGAUAAUAUUACCUGCCUUGAUCUCAUUGUGGUGAAGCAAUUAUCCAAAGGUGCUUGUCUUACUAUAUUGUUUAAGCUUAUUAUGGCAAUUCUUAGAAAUGAAUCUUCUGAAGCUCUUAGGAGACGUCAAUAUGCUUUCCUUCUUAGCUAUUUCCAGUAUUGUCAAAAUGUGGUUGAUCCUGAUGUUCCAUCAACAGUUCUUCAAUUCUUGCUACUCAAUGAACAAGACAAUGAAUAUAUUGAUCUCCCAAAGAUUGACAAUGAACAAGCAGAACUGGCUCAUGCAAACUUUUCAACUUUGAGGAAAGAAGCUCAGAGCAUUUUGAAUUUGGUCAUAAAAGAUGCUACGCAUGGUAGUGAGCCUGGAAAGACAAUAUCACUUUAUGUUCUUGAUGCACUGAUUAGUAUAGAUCACGAGCGCUAUUUUUUGAGCCAACUUCAGAGCAGGGGAUUUUUAAGGUCUUGCUUUACAGCCAUAAGCAAUGUUUGCAAUCAGGAUGGCGGCAGUCUUUCACUGGACUCUUUACAGAGGGCAUGCACUUUUGAGGCUGAACUUGCUUUACUACUAAGAAUCAGCCACAAGUAUGGGAAGUCUGGAGCACAGGUACUGUUUUCCAUGGGCAUAUUGGAGCAUCUUUCAUCUGGCAAGGCAAUCAAUUUACAGGGAAGUUUAAGGUGGGUUGAGACAAGACAUAGAAGAGAUGUGACUGUGGAUGUUGAUAGACAACGGAUGAUUAUAACUCCAGUCAUGAGAUUAGUGUUUUCACUAACUUCCUUGGUUGAUACAUCUGACUUUUUGGAGGUGAAGAAUAAAAUUGUUCGUGAGGUAAUUGAUUUUGUCAAAGGACAUCAAUCACUCUUUGAUCAGGUUCUCCGUUUAGACAUUGCUGAAGCAGAUGAGCUAAGAAUGGAGCAGAUCAAUUUAGUUGUUGGUAUUCUUAGCAAGGUUUGGCCUUACGAAGAGAGUGACGGGUAUGGUUUUGUUCAAGGGCUUUUUGGUAUGAUGCGUGCUCUUUUCUCACAUGAUUCAAAGAUUCCUAGUUUUGCUCAAUCAAGAGUAUCGCCUGAGAAUCAGAGGAAUGCAGAACUACGGAUGUUUAAUUUGUGCUACAGCCUGAGCUCGUACUUAUAUUUUCUAGUCAUAAAGAAAUCCCUGAGAUUGCAGCCUUCAGAUGCCUCGUCCAGUUACCCUACUUCUGUUGAACUUCAACAACCUACAUUGAGCUUGCUCAAUUCCCUUCUUUCUUCUGUUACAACUGCUCUUGAAAGGGCAGCUGAGGAGAAAUCCGUAUUGCUGAAUAAGAUCCGAGACAUAAAUGAACUGUCAAGGCAGGAAGUGGAUGAAAUCAUCAAUAUGUGUGUCCGGCAGGACACUGUUUCUUCUUCAGAUAACAUACAGAAAAGGAGGUACAUUGCAAUGGUAGAAAUGUGUCGAGUUGUUGCUAAUAGGGAUCAGCUAAUCAUUUUGUUGCUCCCACUCUCCGAACAUAUACUAAAUAUCAUCCUUAUCCAUCUUCAAGAGAGUUCUGCUGCGCUUGAUUCAACCUUGACAAAAGCAAUUACAUAUGGUUCCAAGUAUGAUGCACAACAAGACGUUUCUUUGUUAUGUGGAAAGUUAGUCCCAACCCUUGAGCGACUUGAGUUGCUGGGUGAGGAUAAAGUAGGGCACAAUCUCAAAGUAUUCCGCAGACUAGCAACUUCUGCCAAAGAGCUUGCAAUUCAAAAAUUGAUUUAAAUGUUUUUAAAAAUUUGCUUCCCUUAAAUUAACUGCUUGGGCGCUGUAAAUUAUGUAAGUUCUAAGUAGUUUCACAGAAUUCAGUUCAAGCUGUAAGAAAACAACUUCACACUUUUUGUUGUGUAUAUGCUGAGAUUUUAGUUCUAUUUCUGAAUUAUUGUACUCAAGCAUGGAUGCAAUUU
Molecule: messenger RNA, 6005 nt
Organism: Vigna umbellata (rice bean)
Lineage: Eukaryota; Viridiplantae; Streptophyta; Magnoliopsida; Fabales; Fabaceae
Source: RefSeq, a predicted model, not a curated record